AUAAAUACAAGCAUCAUUAGAAUAUAAAUAUCGACGAUAUCGCUCUCUUUCUUUCUUAUUUUAAAUUACUCUUGCCCAUCAUGAAAAUUGCUGACAUGCUUAACCCUACCUCUGUUGACCAGCUUGUGUCUCCACCACCAUCUCCUCAACAAAAAGUCAAUAGUGUAAAACAAUCAAUCAAUGCAAGUGGAAAAUCACGAAGUCGUUUUUCAAACGAAGAAGAUGCGAUCAUCUGUGAAGGUGUAGCCAGAGGUUUGACCUGGGGUCAGAUAUCACAUCAAUUACCUCAUAGAAAGCGAGCCACUUGUUUUAAUCGAUACCGUACGCUUCAGGGCAUUCGAAAAUCACGAAAGAGAUAUAGUGACAUGGGCUCUUCUUCUAUGACUUCAUCAACAUCAUCAUGGCUACCUUCACCUCCUCUUUCUUCCAACCAUUUAAAACAUUAUCAUCAUCAUCAUCAUCAACAGCAACAACCAGAGCAUCAAAAGCAACAUCAGCAGUCACCUACAUUAGUAGCUCCAUUACCACUGCAUUAUGCAUAUGUAGAUCGUAUCCAUUAAUAUGAACAAUAGCUUCUCAUUUCUCAUUAUUUUUAUUUGUAAAUAACAAGUUUUCAUCUCUCUCUCUUUUUUUACUCCAGUUUGCAUUUCAAAAACCAUAUAUAAUAAUAAAAUUAUACAUCAUCUUUCUUUUGUUAUUCUCAAAUACUUUUUGGUUAUUCUUAGAAUUAAACAAUGCUGCAAGAAAGCAUCUCAUAAACUUGUUUUUUUUUUUUUUUUUUU
Molecule: messenger RNA, 782 nt
Organism: Rhizopus microsporus ATCC 52813
Lineage: Eukaryota; Fungi; Mucoromycota; Mucoromycetes; Mucorales; Rhizopodaceae
Exons: 2
Coding region: 81-560 (159 amino acids)
Source: RefSeq, a predicted model, not a curated record